Micropterus salmoides (largemouth bass) is the source of this 1981-nucleotide messenger RNA. It is a transcript of the gene tmem231, whose product is annotated as transmembrane protein 231. Gene Ontology annotation, biological process: cilium assembly; regulation of protein localization. Gene Ontology annotation, cellular component: ciliary membrane; ciliary transition zone. NCBI's taxonomy places the organism in Eukaryota, Metazoa, Chordata, Actinopteri, Centrarchiformes, Centrarchidae. The record is from RefSeq and is a predicted model, not a curated record.
GGCGCGGUGCGUGGUUCUACAUAAGCUAGGGUGCUAACGUAAAUAGCUUAUUAAUGCGCCUUGAAAGACGACUGCAUUUCGAAGGCUGUUGGAUGGAUAUUACUUAACGACGGUUAAUAGCUGUGUUUGUUGUCUGUGAUAGUUUCACUCGCGUUAGUCCUCCGGGCUUAUCCACUCAGUUAGCAGCUAACGUUAUGUUAGCUUGAGCAUUAACAGGCUAGCCGGCUGACUUGAUACACAACACUGGCGGUUACGAACACUAUUUAUUGCGUUACCUAUGGCUUUCUAUGAAGUGUAUUCUCAUCCGGCUUUGAUUCGGUACAAAACGAGUGUUUGCACAAAAGCCACUCUGUUUCUGGUUGUUGUUCUCUGCCUCACCUACAUCCCACCUCUGCUGGUUGCUUACAGGAGCCAAGGUUUCUGGAUCAAAAGAAGCACUUAUGAGGAACAACCGGUUGUGAGGUUCCAGUACCAGACUCUGCUGGUGGCAGCAACCAGUACUCAGGGAGACUAUGUGGCCUGGAGCACCUUUCCCCAUCUUAACAACAUGCUUGGGGCCAACCUCCGGAUCCCUGCUGUUUCUGUAAGAGAUUACCACAAAGAAGAAGACCAGAACCAGGACGGGAAGUUGGAUCUUCUGAAUUUUCAACUGCAGCUACCUAAACCUGAGGAACAGGUGUACAGUGUCCAACUGCUGCUCACCUUCAGCUACCAGCUCUUUCGGAUGUCCACAGUAGUGAUGCAGAGCCUGGCCUAUGUGCAGCACUCUUCUUCUGUCCCCGGAGCUAAGCUGUUCAUCAGCGGAGACCUGAGGCUGCAGCAGAAGACACCCCUGCCUCACCGAGGACUGUUCAACAUUUACAAUGUGUCAGUGAUCGAUGGCUCCAGCCCCUUUGCAAGUGCGUAUGACCUUGACAACAUAAUUGGAAGCUACCAGGAUAGAAACUUGACCACAGUACUGUCCUGUCCCAUGCCAGUCUGGACUGUGGGACGAGCUGCUGGUUCUCCCUUUCAGCUAAAUGCAAAAAUCCGGUACCCUUUGGAGGUCAUAAGCUAUCGUCCUGGCUUCUGGGAAACCAUCAAAUUUGCCUGGGUUCAAUACAUCAGUGUCCUCCUUGUCUUCCUCUGGAUCUUUGAACGCAUACAGAGAUUUGUUUUUCAGAACCAGGUUCUAACUACCGUACCCAUACCAGUGGGAAAAUCUCAUCUUUCAUGAUGCAGUAGAAGUGCCUUGACCUCCAGGUAUACAAAAACCACCAGGUUGCUUUUUUCAGAGACAAUAUGUGUCUCACAGUGACUCAACAACACUGAAAUGUAAUACCAAAUCAAUGGUUGUUUUAGGGAAUAGGCAUUUGGUCAGUUUUGUAAUUACAUUAUGAGAACAUAAACAUUAAAUUCUACCAUCUGUCUCUGGAAGAUAUUUGCUUCCUUGGUUACCCAUGCUGAUAGUAUAACGUUCACACAACAGUGGUGUAUAGAUAAUGUUAUCUCUAACGAACUUGUGGCUGCUUUAAAACUAAAUGUAGAGAAACUUUAAAUUGUACACAGAAUUCAUUUGAAAAAUGAUUAGAAGUUGCAGUGCACUGUUUCCAUAUGAAGCAAAUGUCAUGAAUGAAGUUACCAAGCCACAUCCAUUUCAUUUUGAAACUUCAACUUACUUUUAUCACUUUAAGAUGUCUUUCUAGUUUGUCCUCAUUACAUAAAAAUUUGACCAAUGAACCCCUUAAUAAUUUGCCUGUAUUUUAUUCACAACUGAGAGAUACACAAAUUAAUUUAUAUGGUAACCCUUUCUUGUCCAGGUUUCUACGCAGGCCCUGCUCUACACUAGUUACACUAGUUCUUGCUCUUGAAAAGGCAUUUCUUCUUUUACUGCUGUUUGAAGCAAUCGAGAUUUAUAGAAAAUAUAAAUACAUUUUCUAUAUUUUUACUAUUUGUAUGUGUGACAGUUUGUGACUGUAAUUAAAGAAAUACUUUGUCAAUG